Messenger RNA from Cyclopterus lumpus (lumpfish), 1968 nucleotides. It is a transcript of the gene vegfba, whose product is annotated as vascular endothelial growth factor Ba. Gene Ontology annotation, molecular function: chemoattractant activity; heparin binding; growth factor activity. The record is from RefSeq and is a predicted model, not a curated record. Gene Ontology annotation, cellular component: membrane. Lineage: Eukaryota; Metazoa; Chordata; Actinopteri; Perciformes; Cyclopteridae. The coding region runs from base 1 to 780 and encodes 259 amino acids. Gene Ontology annotation, biological process: positive regulation of protein phosphorylation; induction of positive chemotaxis; positive regulation of mast cell chemotaxis. The transcript is spliced from 8 exons.
AUGGGGAUUAUGCUUCAAGUUAUUCUAGGAAUGUUUCAAUUCCUGCUGCUAACCAGAAUACCGACGUCCCAUGCCAAGCUUGCUCAUUGGCGGCCGGCAGACUCCCCAAAAUCCAGGGAAGGUCGAGAAGUGCGGCGGUGGUUGGAGGUUUAUUCGCGCAGCGGCUGUGAGCCUCGAGACACUCUGGUGGAGGUUUGGCGGGAGUUGCCGGGGGAGACGCACCAUCUCUUCGUCCCAUCCUGUGUGUCGGUGAGACGAUGUGGUGGCUGCUGUGCUGAUGAGGCCCUGGAGUGUGUUCCUUCGCUCACACACACACUCACCAUGGAGCUGAUGAGGACCUCCUUCAUGAAACAUGAGCUCAUGGAGCUGCCGUUCGUCGAGCACAGUCAGUGUGAGUGCAGGUUGAAAGGAGAAAUCCAGCCAACACCUACAAUAAGGCCCCUUCUGAAACCAACAAGAACAAACAAGAAAAAAGAGAGACAGAAGUCCAGACAGAAGACAAGUGGAGCCAUCAGAGCUGCGACCCAUGUUCCCCCAACUCUUCCUCCCCCAUCCACCCCUCCUCCUAUAUCGCCUCCUCCUCCAUCACAUCCGCCCACCAGCCUUACUCCCUCUCCGUCGCCAUCUCCGAGGCCUCGUUGCCGCCCCUGCAGAGGGAGGAAGUGGGCACUGGAUGCGACGUCUUGCCAGUGCCACUGCACCAUCAGAGCCGAGAGCUGCAGCCGGAAAGAGCGUACGCUCAACCCUCGCCGCUGUCGGUGUGAUGCCAUGAGGACUUGAUGUGUCUACUCACUUUCUUUUCACCUCCUUCUUUCCACCCACCCCUGUUGAUUCAUCGCCCACUCUCAGCAUCAGUGCCAUGGAGCAUACAGGCGCUUGGACAUCCAGUAACCUCAGACUGAAGGAAGUAUUAACGGAAGCACACACAAGAACAUGUAGCAGCGCUCUUAUUUAAGCAACUAAAGUGCAGCUUUACAGCCAGAAUAUAGAUCUACGUAUGCAUGUGCAGGCAAACAUCUUACCACUUCCUCUACUCCUGUGGCAAAGCUUUUGUCAGUCCACAUGAACAUGCGUGUCCAGACAUGUAGUCACAGACGCAUCCCAUGAGUGGAGGGAUGAAGUGGCAGCUUAAUGGCAACUUUGAGAGACAUGGAUUUCUGAAGAAUUCUGUCUUGGUGGACACCAUCACUCCUGCUCUGCUGUGAUUUGAGGUUCUUUAGGUCUGAACUAAUGACACAAGAGAGCAGUGGAAACUUGACUGAUUAUACAAGAACAAUGGAUAGGACGUUGAUCGGUCUUACGCAAGAGUCCUACGUGUCAAGGCCCAUUUUUGUGUGGAGGAUUUGAAAAGCAACCGCAACAGGUUAUAGAUGUGCACGUCCACAUUCAGGCAUACCAGAAGGACAUAGGACAUGCACAUGAACUGGCACCCCAGUGUGCGUGGGCCUAUAGUUAAGCUGAAUGCUGGGAUGGAGAGUAUCUGUGUGGUCUCUCCACUGAAAGACCCAGAUGGGAUAUCCCUGCAGCCGUUCUCUCUCAUUCAAAGCGUAUGACCACGGGCUGGCUCUCCAAGCCGCUUUCCGGCAUUUGUUUAAUUUGGGUCUUUUGUCUCCGUCUUCCCUUGGCUCCUGGAUUGAAAGCAGCCGCUUUGCCUCUCUUUGCCUCUCUUUUAGGCAGUGAGGAGAAUGACAAUAAUGAGGCCUGGCGGCUGUCCACUGCUUCACACACAAACAUUCACACUUCUAAUACUAGGAACACAGACAACACUGCAAAUGCAGACACACACAGCCUCACUCACUCUGUGCUAUAGCAGGCACACAUACAUUCAUAUUUACACACACACACGCAAUGUGAAAUGAAUGCAGGUAGCCUUAAGCAUUUGUUUGUGCCACACCAAGUGUGCAAUUAUACACAUGUUAGUUGUUUAUAUUUGCAAUUUACUGCAAAGUCUUCAUUUAAUAUUGUAUU